UGCAAGGCACUUCCAGAUCUGCUAAGUUGUGCAUUAUAGAGUACUUGCACUUCAUGGGAAAGAACUGUGUUGCAGAGCCGUGUUGCAUUUCAGACCCUGCAGCCUCCCUCCGAGAUCUUCAUUCCGGGGACAGCACACAUCUUGGGGGACACAGGACACUGGACUACAGGGCUAGGUGCUCCUUCAUCAUGAGGCUCUCUUUCAACAUCCUCUUUAUCGGAUUCCUGCUGGCUGAACAGUGGCAAAUCUCGGGAGGACAAUAUAACUCAAAACCUUCCAUCUCAAAAGGCCCCAUAAAUGUCAACCAGGGGGGAGAUAUCUUCUUGGAGUGCAAAAGUGACUACCUUCAAUCUGCACGACACUUUCUGUACAAAGGAGAUUCAGACCGUUCUGCUUCAGCAACUCAGAAAACAGAGGCUGAUGCAGUUUUAUUUCACAUUUCCAAUGCCAUAGAAUCAGAUGGCGGAAUCUACCGAUGUAAAUAUUGCCACGAGGCAAAUGCAAAUUUAAAGUGCUCAAAUCUCAGUGAUGGUGUCCAAGUCAACAUAAAAGGGACAGCUUAUCCCAAGCCUUCCAUCUCGGUGAGCCCAACUGAUGCAGAAAUAGCACAAAAUAACUUUUGGGAAAAGGGAGAGAAUAUGAAACCAUCAGGUGGACAUUCAAUAGCCAUGUGGGCAGGCAUUGCUGCUGGCGUUUCCCUUCUGGUCCUCCUCCUGCUGUUACUUGCCUUCACAUUGUCCAAGAAAAGGGAAAAGGGUUCCACAGCCAAUGAGCAAGCUCAACAAGUGAACAUACCCUUGCAGUCUGAGCCUGAAGAAGACGCUGAUGGAGUUUCCUAUGCUGUACUGAGCCACAGUUCAUUGAAAACCAAACCAGCACCCGAUGCGGAUGGGAUGCCUGAGUCCUGUACUUAUGCAACAGUGGCCAAAGGCAGAACCAAGGAGGGCCAAUAGGCAAGACGUCACAAAGGAAUGCAGCCCUCAGACUGAGAAAGGAGUCCCUAACCCUGCCUGUACAUCUUCCCUCCCUAAUGGAGACUCAUUGAGAGCCAAAGACUCGGAAGGAAGGAAGGAAGGAAGGAAGGAAGGAAGGAAGGAAGGAAGGAAGGAAGGAAGGAAGGAAGGAAGGAAUAACCAAUAACCAGCUGCCUUAAAGGAACAGUAACGUUAGGAAUAGCCUACCCUUGUAAAUACAUUUGCCCCAAUAUAAUCACAUAAUGCUUUUAAGAUGUCUCAAAUUGUUUUACUAUAAUGUAUUACUUUGUUGCAUUUUAUUCAUGACUAUUUUGUAUUCAUGAGAAUGAAAAGUGGUCUAGAAACAUUUUAAAUAAAUC
Messenger RNA from Zootoca vivipara (common lizard), 1333 nucleotides. Its product is annotated as platelet glycoprotein VI. Gene Ontology annotation, biological process: immune response-regulating signaling pathway. The record is from RefSeq and is a predicted model, not a curated record. NCBI's taxonomy places the organism in Eukaryota, Metazoa, Chordata, Lepidosauria, Squamata, Lacertidae.